AUGAAAUGGGUCAUCGAAUUGUCUCCGGCGGCUGUCACUCAAUGGAGCGGAAAAACGGCGACUUUGCGGCUCUCCAAUAGUUGUCACCCGACGGAGAGGAGCUGGAUGGAGGUGGGGCACGUGUCAGGGAGCUUCAUCCUCAGGUCCGCAUAGUAAGAGGAAGCUCUUCAUCACAUCCGGUAUGCUCUCAGGAGGUGACGACUCAUCUCCCGGCAGAUCGUCCUCUUCCCGACGACGGCUUGUUCGUCGAUCAAUCGGAGAUGCUUCACUCAAUGGAUUCGCAAUCUUUGUUUCACGAAUCAUUCAGCAAUUUUAGUAACAAUGCUCCGCGAAUCAUGUUGGCGAGAUUUUCGCCGAUGAUCUAGCAAUUCUAGUAGCUUAAUCCUUCACCGGCGAUUUGUAGGAAAGUCACAAUAAUUAGAUAAAAGAUAUGAGUUUUGGUUCUUGGAGGAUUCGAACUCGCGCCAGUUGCCCGCCCUUUCUGGGGAAGGUGUGGCGUGAGUUUAGUCCCACAUUGCUUGUGCGCCGAAGUUUUUGACGAAUAUAUAGUAAUAUUACAUUUGCAAUCAAGUCCCUUUCUCGUGCAUGUACGACCACUCCUUGCCCCACAACCGGCUGGCCACCGGUGACGUGGAAGGGGAGUGGUGCACACGUGCCCCAAUCGGUCGUAGCCGCUCGAGCCCUUGUUCGCGGUUCCUCCUUGACUACACUUCCGACCCACUUGCGGGCCCGGCUGACCAGUGGGUCCCCCCCCCCCAUUUUGCUAUAUUUUUAUUUUUAUUUCUUUUUCUUCAUUUAUCCUAAAAGUAAGACUAUAAAAAUCAUAAAAAUUCGUAUAAUUACCCAAAAUUUCACAUUAAUCAAUUGAAAACUACUUUUCACACUUAACACAAAUUUAAGUCUAUUUAUCAUGAGUUAAGGCUAAAACUAUAUUAUUUACUAAUUAUUAACUCAUGAUAAUGAAGACUUAUCAAUGGGUAAGUCCUAUUGACAUGACUUAGUCAUUGUAUAGUAAAGCACACAAAUUUAAAAUUUAUAAAACUAGAAAAUACUAAUUUUCAGAUAUUUAGAAGUAUUUCUGAACAAAUAUAUCAAUUAAAUUUAAUAAAAAUUACAAAAAUAGUGAUAAUUUUCUAGGUCGAUCACAGGGAUGUAAUCUAAUAUCAAGUUUUCAGAAUUUUUCUCAAAGAAUACUAGUUUCUAUGAAUUUUAUAUUAUAAAAUUAAAAUAAAAUAUAUUUAAAAUUCAUGAAAAAAGAAAAUAAAGGUACGGACGUCAGGAUGAUGUCAACACCUGACGAACACGAAUCAUGUAGAAAUAGAGUUUCACCUAAUGAUUCUUACGUAAAUGAUUAUAAAUGAUUUAAUUGAUCAAAUUAAGAUCUGUAAAAGCCGAAAGAAUCGUAAUUGAAUGAAGUAUAACUUGGUAAAUUUAAAUCACAUAAACUAUCACUAAAUGAAGUAGAAAUUAAGUUGAAAGUGGGAAAACAGAGUCCCGACGUCGCGGCGGUGAUGCGUCGGUGAUGUACUAGAAUCCUGAGCGUUCAGGAGGAUUAUUGACGUGACUCAGUCGUUGUAUAUUAAAUCACGUAAAUAUAAAAUUUAUAAUACUAGAAAAUACGAAUUUUUGGAUAUUUAGAAGUAUUUCUAAAUAAAUAUAUCAAUUAUAAUUCAAUAAAAAAUUCCAAAAAUAGCAGUAAUUUUCCAGGUCGAUCACAGGGAUGUAAUAUAAUAUCUGGUAUUUAUUCAGAAUUUUUCUCAAUGAAUACGAUUUUCUAUGAAUUUUAUACUAGGAAAUAAGAAGGAAAUAUAUUUAAAAUUCACGAAAAAAAAAGAAAUAAGGACGCGGACGUCAAGAUGACGUCAGCGCCUGGCGAACGCGAAUCGGGCAGAAACAGAGUUCCGCCCGGCGAUUCUUGCGUAAGCGAUUACAGACGAUUUAAUUAAUCAAAUUAAGAUCUGUAAAAGCCGGAAGAAUCGUAAUUGAACAAAGUAUAUUUUGGUAACUUAAAAACACAAAAAUUAUCACUAAAUGAAGCGUAAAGUAAAUUUAAAGCAGGAAAACAGAGUUCCGGCGUCACGACGGCGAUGCGUCGGCGAUGCACCGGAAUCCUGAGCGUUCGGGAGGAUCGUCGUGCAGUGUCCACGGCCUCGAAGGCUCUCCUUGGACAAAGACGACGUGGGCAAUCUCUAGAUCUUCUCGCGAAGUCUAGAGAUCAAUGAAGUGGGUCGUCGAAUUGUCUCCGGCGGCUGUCACCCGGCGGAGUGGAAAAACGGCGACUUUGCGGCUCUCCAGCGGCUGUCACCCGACGGAGAGGAGCUGGAUGGAGGUGGGGCGCAUAUUAGGGAGCUUCAUCCUCAGGUCUACGCAGCAAGAGGAGGCUCUUCAUCGCAUCUGGUACGCUCUCAGGAGGUGGCGACUCGUCUCCUAGCGGAUCGUCCUCUUCCCGACGAUGGCUUGUUCGUCGAUCAAUCGGAGAUGAUUUACUCGAUGGAUUCGCGAUCCUUUUAUCGCGAAUCGUUCAGCAAUUUUAGUAGCAAUGUUCCGCGAAUCGCGUUGACGAGAUUUUCGCCGAUGAUCCAGCGAUUCUGGUUGCUUAAUCCUUCACCAGCGAUCUGCAGGAAAGUCGCGAUAAUCAGAUAAAAAUAUAUGAAUUUUGACUCUGGGAGGAUUUGAACCCGCACCGGUUGUCCGCCCCUUCUGAGGAAGGUGUGACGCGGGUUUAGUCCCACAUCGGUUGUGCGCCGAUUUUUCAGGUGAAUAUAUAGUAAUGUUAGCUUUUUAAGCAAAGUCCCUUCUCUCACGUGUACGACCACUCCUUGCCCCACAGCCGGCUGGCCACCGAUGACGUGGAAGGGGAGUGGCGCACACGUGCCCCUAUCGGUCCAAGCCGCUCGAGCCCCUGCUCGCGGCUACUCCCUGACUGAGCUUCCGACCCACUUGCGGGCCCGGCUGGCCGGCGGGUCUCCCCCAUUUUGCAAUAUUUUAGUUUUAUUUCUUUUUCUUCAUUUAUCUCAAAAGUAUAAAAAUCACAUAAAUUCGUAUAAAAUCACAUAAUUACCCAAAAAAUCACAUUAAUCAACUGAAAACCACUUUUCACACUUUAACACAAAUAUAAGUCUAUUUAUCACGAGUUAAGGCUAAAACUAUAUUAUUUACUUAUUAUUAACUCAUGAUAAUGAAGACUUAUCAAUCAUUGUGUAGUGUCCAUGCCUUCAAAGGCUCUCCUUGGACAAGGAUGACGUGGACAAUCUCUAGAUCUCCUUGCGAAGUCUAGAGAUCAAUGAAAUGAGUCAUCGAAUCGUCUUCGGCAAUUAUCACCCGGCGGGGCAGAAAAAUGGCGACUUUGGGGCUCUCCGGCAGCUAUCACCCAAUAGAGAGGAGCUAGAUGGAGGUGAGGCAUGUGUCAGGGAGCUUCAUCCUCAGGUCCGUGUAGUAAGAGAAGGCUCUUCAUCGCAUCCAGUAUGCUCUCAGGAGAUGAUAACUCGUCUCCUAGCGGAUCAUCCUCUUUCUGACGAUGGCUUGUUUGUCGAUCAAUUGGAGAUGAUUUACUCGAUAGAUUCGCAAUCCUUUUAUUGCAAAUCAUUCAGCAAUUUUAGUAACAAUGUUCCGCAAAUCGUGUUGAUAAGAUUUUUCCCAAUGAUCAAACAAUUCUAAUGGCUUAAUCCUUCACCGGCGAUUUGUAGGAAAGUCGCGAUAAUUAGAUAAAAAUACAAAUUUUGGCUCUUGGAGGAUUUGAACUCGCAUUGUUUGCCCCCCUACAUGAGAGAUAUUGAAAUAAGUACUUUAAUAUCCUUAUCAAGUGACAUCAUCAUGGUAUAUCUCUAUUAUAACAAAGGGGUAGUUUAAGUAUUAAAAUCUUCGAAGCUUUUCAAGGGAAGGUGUGACACGAGUUUAG
Molecule: messenger RNA, 3898 nt
Organism: Spirodela intermedia
Lineage: Eukaryota; Viridiplantae; Streptophyta; Magnoliopsida; Alismatales; Araceae
Source: the annotation of a GenBank genome assembly